AUAGAAUUCAAUUUAUCGUGUCAUUCCUACAUGAGGCCAAUUAUUAUUUGUGCUAUUUAUUUCUUCAGUUACUUUCUGCGAACUUUUACGAAAUUAUCCGGUUAAAGUAAAGUAUUCAUUGAGUGUAAAAAAGUUUAGAGGAGUAUUCAGUAAACAGUUGUUUACUAAGAAAUUGUACUGCAGAAUUUCCGUGUAACAUUUUUAUGUGCGGUAUUGUUGCUGAGAAUUCGUAAAUUCUAAGGAAAAAAUACAAAUAAAUUCAAAAUGAAUGCCGAAGUUACUCUCCAUUUAAUUCGAGUGUUGGAAAAAACUGUAUCUCCGGACAAAAAUGAACUUCUGUCGGCUAAAAAUUUUCUGGAGCAAGCAGCGGAAGAAAACCUGCCCGAAUUCCUAAAAGCUCUAUCCGAUAUAUUAGUCACUGUCAAUAACAGCCCAGUAGCGCGCAUGGCAGCAGGUUUACAACUUAAAAAUCAUUUAACCAGCAAGGAUGAAACUGUAAAUCAACAAUAUCAACAUCGGUGGCACCAGUUUCCUGAAGAAAUACGAGAGUAUAUAAAGAAAAAUAUUCUUGUGGCAUUAGGAACUGAAAAUACUCGUCCAUCAUGUGCAGCACAGUGUGUUGCUUAUGUGGCUGUUACAGAAUUACCAAUAAAGGGAUGGCCGGUUCUUAUUCAAACAUUAGUAAAUAAAGUAGUAGCCGAUAAUUCCAGCGAAAUGAAUAGAGAAGCUGCUCUUGAAGCGAUCGGAUACAUUUGCCAGGACAUACGUUACGGCGUUUUAGAACAUCAGUCAAAUCAAAUUUUAACUGCUAUUAUUCAUGGAAUGAGAAAACAAGAGCCAAGCAAUCAUGUUAGACUAGCGGCAACUACAGCUUUGCACAAUUCAUUAGAGUUUACUAAAGCAAAUUUUGAAAAGGAUCUUGAGAGAAAUUUUAUUAUGGAAGUAGUUUGCGAAGCCACACAAUCUCAAGAUACACAGGUUUGCGUUGCCGCUUUGCAAUGUUUAGUUAAAAUUUUGACACUAUACUAUCAAUAUAUGGAACCUUAUAUGGCUCAAGCUUUGUUUCCUAUAACUUUGGAAGCAAUGAAAUCUGAAAAUGAUCAAAUAGCAUUACAGGGAAUUGAAUUUUGGUCAAAUGUCUGCGAUGAAGAAAUCGAUUUAGCAAUUGAAACCCAAGAGGCAAAUGAUGCGGGUCGUGCACCAAUCCGAGUAUCAAAGCAUUACGCUCGUGGAGCUUUACAAUAUUUAACACCUGUCUUAGUUGAGAAGUUGACAAAGCAGGAUGAAUGUGACGAUGAAGAUAACUGGAGUCCAGCUAAAGCAGCAUCUGUUUGUCUGAUGUUAUUAGCCACUUGCUGCGAAGAUGAGAUUGUUCCUUAUGUUUUCCCAUUCAUCAAAGAUAAUAUAGAGUCACCCAAUUGGCGUUUCCGUGAUGCUGCUGUUAUGACUUUCGGUUCCAUUUUAAGUGGCUUGGAAACUAAUACUCUCAAACCUUUAAUAGAACAAGCAAUGCCUACACUUAUACAUUUAAUGUACGACGAAAGUGUAAUUGUACGAGACACAACAGCUUGGACAUUUGGACGUAUAUGUGAUAUUGUUCCAGAGGCAGCGAUCAAUAAAACAUAUUUGAAUACCCUACUUGAGUGCUUCAUUAAAGGACUUAAGGCCGAACCUCGUGUCGCUGCUAAUGUAUGCUGGGCGUUCAUUGGUUUAUCAGAUGCUGCUUACGAGGCGGCCGAAGUAAAUGAGGGCGAAACCCCUGAAACAUAUUGUUUGUCACCAUAUUUCGAGUACAUUAUUACUCAGUUGCUAGAGACAACAGACAGACAGGAUGGUACUCAAGCGAAUCUAAGAGCUGCUGCGUAUGAAGCACUAAUGGACAUGAUAAAGAAUUCACCUCUGGAUUGCUAUUUAGUUGUUCAGCGAACAACCAUUGUUAUUCUUGAAAGACUUAAUCAAGUAUUACAAAUGGAAUCCCACAUUGCUAGCCAUAAUGAUCGCCACCAAUUUAAUGACUUGCAAUCACUACUCUGUGCUACCUUGCAAAGUGUUCUCCGAAAAGUUCGGGAGGAAGAUGCACCUCAAAUAUCGGAUGCUAUUAUGACUGCACUUUUGACAAUGUUCAACUCUUCUUCUGGCAAACCAGGUGGAGUACAAGAAGACGCUUUCCUUGCUGUUUCAACUCUUGUCGAAUUGCUUGGUUUCAAAUUCGUGAAAUAUAUGGAUGCUUUCAAACCAUUUUUGUUUAUGGGUUUGAAAGCACACCAAGAAUAUCAGGUAUGCUGUGCUGCUGUUGGUUUAACUGGAGAUAUAUGCCGAGCUCUCAAGCAGCUGAUUAUACCAUACUGUGACGAUAUUAUGACAUUGCUCCUUGCAAACUUGUCUGAACCUACACUCCAUCGUAGUGUGAAACCGCAAAUUUUAUCAGCGUUUGGAGAUAUGGCGUUAAGCAUUGGCAGUGAAUUUGUUAAAUAUUUGAAUGUCGUACUAGAUAUGCUUAAUGCAGCUUCCCGACUACAGGUAGAUCAAAAUAGCUACGACAUGAUGGAAUAUUUAAAUGAAUUGCGCGAAAGUGUCUUGGAAGCCUAUACAGGAAUAAUUCAAGGAUUAAAAGGCCUUGAACAACAGCCACAUCCUGAUGUAUUUCACUUAGAGUCUCACUUACCCAACAUAACUGCAUUUAUAAAACGCAUUGCUGUUGAAGGAGAUAUCUCAGACUCUAUGGUAGCUAGCGCUGCAGGAUUUAUUGGCGAUUUAUGUACCGCUUUUGGGCCACGACUGUAUCCAUUGUUGGAAGAUGGAACGAUUAGUCAAUUCUUAGCCGACGGUAAGAGAUCAAAAGCAGCACGAACGAAAUCACUAUGCAAUUGGGCCACGAAGGAAAUUAAGAAACUACGCGAUGGCCAAGGAAUUUCUCAGUAAAAUUAUACUAGGUCAGAUAAAGUAAACUUUUAAUUAUAUUGUUAGUAUGAAAUAUUCCAUGAUAUGUAAGAAUUUCGUAUUUCGAUUUCGAGUAAAUAAGACUUAUGACAAAUCCUUCAAGCUAUACAAUGUUUACAGUAAAUAUUUCAUUAGAACAGCUUUUCCUAAACCAUUUUAGAAAGGCUCUCAGUAAAUAUUUAGACGAUUCUUCUUAUGUUAUUUAAUAAUCUCGAGUGAUAUAUUUUACCGCAUAAAACCUUUACGGAAAAAAUUGGUCAGAAACCACGGAAAACUCUCAGAAACUUCAUUUCUAAAAAGAAAAAAUAUGGAAAAUACAUACAUUAGGCAUACCAACUUGUCAAUAAUUGCCAAGUUUUUAUUCGGUUCAUAUAAAACAGACUGUUUUUAAAAAGGUAUCAGCUGUUAUUUCAUAUCUAGCAUUAAAAUUAUUAUAAAUAUAACACGAGACCCAUCGAAAUGGAA
Molecule: messenger RNA, 3405 nt
Organism: Ceratitis capitata (Mediterranean fruit fly)
Lineage: Eukaryota; Metazoa; Arthropoda; Insecta; Diptera; Tephritidae
Gene: Fs(2)Ket
Product: importin subunit beta
Exons: 6
Coding region: 265-2922 (885 amino acids)
Biological process (GO): protein import into nucleus
Cellular component (GO): cytoplasm; nucleus
Molecular function (GO): nuclear import signal receptor activity; small GTPase binding
Source: RefSeq, a predicted model, not a curated record